Messenger RNA from Apis cerana (Asiatic honeybee), 6604 nucleotides. It is a transcript of the gene emb, whose product is annotated as exportin-1 emb. Gene Ontology annotation, molecular function: small GTPase binding; nuclear export signal receptor activity. NCBI's taxonomy places the organism in Eukaryota, Metazoa, Arthropoda, Insecta, Hymenoptera, Apidae. Gene Ontology annotation, biological process: ribosomal small subunit export from nucleus; protein export from nucleus; ribosomal large subunit export from nucleus. The record is from RefSeq and is a predicted model, not a curated record. Gene Ontology annotation, cellular component: cytoplasm; nucleus.
GACGGUGAGGAACAGCGAGUCUGUGAAACGAGGAACGAAAUUGGUCGCGCGCGGGAAUCAGCGGUUGUGUGUUUGGCCUUUUUCUGAUUGUGAUUUACUGCGAGAGAUUGUGAUUGCUAGUGUGAAACGUGUGUUUUUUACCUACGAAUUGAGAAUCUGCGUGUGGGAGUUGAUGCGGGUGUAUGAAAAUUGGAUAAUUUACAAUAAAUAAUGGCAACUUUAGCAGAACAAGCAUCUAAGCUUCUGGAUUUUAAUCAGAAGUUAGACAUAACACUUCUUGAUAAUAUAGUAGGUUGUAUGUACACUGGAAUAGGUGAGCAACAGAGAGUUGCACAGGAAGUAUUAACUACACUUAAAGAGCAUCCAAAUGCAUGGACCCGUGUAGAUACUAUUCUAGAAUAUUCACAGAAUCAACAAACAAAGUAUUAUGCUUUACAAAUAUUGGAACAAGUUAUAAAGACACGAUGGAAAGUAUUACCACGAAAUCAGUGUGAAGGUAUAAAAAAAUAUAUUGUAGGCCUUAUCAUAAAAACAAGCAGUGACCCAGAAACAAUGGAAAGUUCUAAAGUUUAUCUUAAUAAACUUAAUAUGAUUUUAGUUCAAGUUUUAAAACGAGAAUGGCCAAAAAACUGGGAAUCCUUUAUUGGUGACAUUGUUGGGGCAAGUAAAACAAAUGAAAGUCUUUGUCAAAAUAAUAUGGCAAUUUUAAAAUUACUAUCAGAAGAAGUAUUUGACUUUUCUAGUGGACAAAUGACACAAACAAAAGCAAAACAUUUGAAAGAUACUAUGUGUAGUGAAUUCUCACAUAUUUUUCAUCUUUGUCAGUUUGUAUUGGAUAAUUCACAAAAUGUUCAACUGGUGGCAGUUACAUUAGAAACUCUUUUAAGGUUUUUAAAUUGGAUUCCUCUGGGAUAUAUUUUUGAAACAAAAUUAAUAAGCACUUUAGUAUUCAAGUUUUUAAAUGUACCAAUAUUCAGAAAUAUUACAUUAAAAUGCUUAACCGAAAUUGCUGGUGUCACAGUAACAACUUAUGAUGAUGUAUUUGUAAUGUUAUUUGUUAAUGUAAUGCGACAGUUAGAACAGAUUUUACCCCUUGAUACAAAUAUACGUGAAGCAUAUGCAGCAGGUCAAGAUCAAGAACAAAAUUUCAUUCAAAAUCUAGCUAUAUUUUUAUGCACAUUUUUAAAAGAGCAUGGGCAAUUUAUAGAGAAAAAACAAUUAAAUGAAUUGCUACUCAAAGCAUUGCAUUAUCUUGUUUUAAUUUCUGAAGUUGAAGAAGUUGAAAUAUUUAAAAUCUGUCUGGAAUAUUGGAAUGCAUUAGCAAUGGAUUUAUAUAGAGCAAAUCCUUUUGUGUCUCCAACACCAUUAUUUGUGGUUAAAAAUAUAACACUCCCAUCUAGAAGAUUAUUUUAUUGUCCUGUUUUAACAAAAGUACGAUAUAUUAUGAUCAGUAGAAUGGCUAAACCAGAAGAAGUUCUUGUUGUAGAAAAUGAAAAUGGAGAAGUUGUUAGGGAAUUUAUGAAAGAUACUGAUUCUAUUAAUUUAUAUAAAAAUAUGAGAGAGACUCUUGUAUAUCUUACUCAUCUUGACUAUAUAGAUACUGAAAGAAUAAUGACAGAAAAGUUACAAAACCAAGUUAAUGGAUCAGAAUGGUCCUGGAAAAAUCUUAAUGCGUUGUGCUGGGCAAUAGGUAGUAUUUCUGGUGCAAUGCAUGAAGAAGAUGAAAAGCGAUUUUUAGUAACUGUUAUCAAAGAUCUCCUUGGUCUUUGUGAACAAAAGAAAGGCAAAGAUAAUAAAGCUAUUAUUGCUAGUAAUAUUAUGUAUGUAGUUGGGCAGUAUCCAAGAUUUCUCAGAGCACAUUGGAAAUUUCUGAAGACUGUUGUAAAUAAACUCUUUGAAUUUAUGCAUGAAACUCAUGAUGGUGUGCAAGAUAUGGCCUGUGACACAUUCAUAAAAAUAGCAUUGAAAUGUAGGCGACAUUUCGUUACACCUCAAACAGGAGAAUUGGUACCAUUUAUUGAAGAAAUUCUUUCUACUAUUAGUAGUAUCAUAUGUGAUCUCCAAACACAACAGGUACAUACAUUUUAUGAAGCAGUUGGAUAUAUGAUAAGUGCACAGACUGAUACAGUAAUGCAAGAAGAAUUAAUAGAAAGAUAUAUGCUUUUACCAAAUCAAGUAUGGGAUGACAUAAUAAGUCAAGCAUCUAAGAAUGUAGAUGUAUUAAAAGAUCAAGAAGCUGUAAAACAACUUGCUAGUAUUUUGAAGACAAAUGUAAGAGCUUGCAAAGCUCUUGGGCAUCCAUACGUGAUACAAUUAGGAAGAAUAUAUUUAGAUAUGUUGAACGUUUAUAAGGUUAUGAGUGAAAAUAUAAGUGCUGCAAUAGCUUUGAACGGUGAAAUAGUAAUGGAACAAUCUCUGAUUAAAAGUAUGAGAGUAGUGAAAAAAGAAACAUUAAAAUUGAUCUCAGAUUGGGUCAGCAGAACAACUGAUCGUCAAAUGGUUUUAGAUAGCUUUUUACCACCAUUAUUAGAUGCUGUUUUAUUGGAUUAUCAAAAAACAAAUGUGCAUUGUGCUCGAGAACCAGAGGUGCUAAGUGCUAUAGCCACUAUCGUAAAUAAAUUAGAAUGUUAUAUUACCAGUGAAAUACCUAAAAUAUUUGAUGCUGUGUUUGAAUGUACUUUAGAAAUGAUAAAUAAAGAUUUUGAAGAAUUUCCGGAACACAGAACAAAUUUCUUUUUACUUUUACAGGCAGUGAAUGUUUCUUGUUUCUCUGCAUUUCUUAUAAUUCCACCAGCACAAUUUAAACUUGUACUUGAUUCUAUAAUUUGGGCUUUUAAGCACACAAUGAGAAAUGUUGCAGAUAUAGGACUACAAAUAUUAUAUCAACUCUUACAAAAUAUUGAAGUUUCUACUCCCGAUGCUCAAAAUUUCCAUCAGACGUAUUUCACAGAUAUUCUUCAACAUAUAUUCAGUGUAGUUACAGAUUCGUCACACAUUGCAGGCCUUAAUAUGCAUGCUACAAUUUUGGCAUACAUGUUUUCGUUGGUUGAACUUGGGAGAAUUAAAGUUCCAUUAGGACCUGUACCAGAUAACACAUUAUAUGUUCAAGAAUUUGUUGCAAGAUUGCUUAAAACAGCAUUUCCACAUUUAACUGAUAAUCAAAUUAAAAUAACUGUACAAGGUUUAUUUAAUCUUAAUCAAGAUAUUCCUGCAUUCAAAGAACAUCUUAGAGAUUUCCUUGUUGAAAUUAGGGAAUAUACUGGUGAAGAUGAUUCAGAUUUAUAUCUUGAGGAAAGAGAAACUGCAUUACGGUUAGCACAAGAAGAAAAAAGGCUACAACAAAUGGCAGUACCAGGAAUACUUAAUCCUCAUGAAAUACCAGAAGAGAUGCAGGACUGAAUUACCAGUUUUCUUCGUUACCUGCUUUCUGUACAUCUCAAUAAGAAACAUUCUGUUACACAGACUAUUGUAUCCUUUGAUCUGCGACUUUUCCCACAUGUACCACAAUUACCAUCAAGAUGGAUAUACAUUAUAUACUUUUUAAAGCCAAGUUUACAAUAUAACAUUCUUGUUAAGGAGGUAAGCCCGAAACGCGGUGAUUGUUUGUCUGUUAUACAAUUUUAAAAGAAUUGAAACUUCUGUUAUAAAUAACAGGUGAAUACAUGCUGAACAAUACUAUUUUAUACAGUGAAAAAAAUAACAUUUGUAUAUUGAUAUUUAGUACUAAUAACAAAUAUUUUUUUAAUAAAGACAUUCUUCUAUAAUCUCAUUUGGUAUUUAUAAUAUAUAUUAAUAUGUAUAAUAAAAUUGUGAUUUAUAUUAAAACAAGUUCUACAUAAACAAAGUUUUCAUAAAAAUUAUUAUUUCUUUUUAUUAAUAUAUCAGUACAAAUAUUAAUAUUAUAUAACAUUUAAUAUAAUUAAAGAAUAAUUUUAUUAUGAUAAAAAUGAAUAAUAAUAUUGUAUGUAAUAUUGGCGUGUAUAUUAUAUUUCGAGAUAUGAUUAAAAUCAUUUAUGAAAAUAAAUUAAAUUCAAAAUAUAACAUCUGAUUCAUAUUAAUAUAUAAAAUAGUAUUGCUUCAGCAUAUUUAGAGGAUGUUACAGGUAUAUGUGUGUGUUUGCAUAAAGUUGUAUGAUAAUGCUAUUAAUAUUGCUAUAUAUAGAUAUAUAGGUACAUAGUAUAUAAAUAUAUAUGAUCUGCAAGUCAUACAGAGAAAUUUUGUAAAUUAAACUACAUGUCAUAUAUAGCAUUUGUUUAAAUUUCACUUUUCUGAUAAUCCCUAUAUAUAUAUUCAUCAACGAUAAAUAUGUUCAAAAUAAAUCACUUUAUAUUUUUGUUGUAUUUAACUUCUAUAAGUAAAUUAAAAAAAUAUAUAUAUAUAUAAAACAUAUUUAACAAUUUUCUCUCAGUGCAUUAAAAUGUUUCUUUUUCUCUCUUUCUUUCUUUUUUUUUAAUAUUUUAUUAAUGCAAAUAGCUUAUAUAUACAUAUACGUACAUAUAUAUAUAUAUAUAUAUAUAUAUAUAUAUAUAUAUACACAUGUAUAUAUAUAUAUAUAUAUAUAUAUAUAUACAUAUAUAUAUAUUUUUUUUAAAUAACAUAGUCUGGGAGAAAGGUUUCUAAUAUUUAUGUCUUUUUAUAAAAUUUUGUUUAUAUAUCUACUACUAUUUUUUGAUUAUUACAUUAACAAAUUUAUAAUUCAAAAUUUAUAACAAAACAUUUCUUUAAAAAAAAUUAACUACUGAUAGUACUAUAUAAAAUUAAAAAUGAUUACAUUUUUGUUUUCUCUUUUAAAAAUUCUUAAAUAAUUAAAUAAUAUAAAAUAUUUUUCUUAUAUAAUGUUGCAUCAAGGAAAAAUCCUUAAUUAAAUUAUUAAAUUAAAAAAAAAAAUAACUGACUGUUAUUGUCAUGAUAGUAAAAAUUGGGAUAAAUGAUAAUCUUUUAAUUUAAUAAAAAUGCAAAUAUUAUUCUCAGAAAAAGGACAAAUUUUCUUAUCGUUCGAGCUUGCCUCCACCUCAAUAAAUGCUACAGGUGCUUGGUCUUACAAAUCACAAAUAAUCAUGAUGCAUGGUAACACAAUUUAAUAUGUGUCUAACACUGGUACAUGACCUAUAGAACUGUGAAGGUAGAUUGCUUAAUAAAUUUCGUAAAAAAAAAAAAAAAUGAAUGGAAAAAGAAGUUUGUGUGAAAAUAUAUCACAAAAGAAGAUAUAAAAAAACAUUUGACUUCGUUCGCAAAUUAAGAAUUACUUUUUACUAUUCGCAAUUUGAAUUUUUUAUUACAUAUUGAAAAUUUAUUUUGUCAAGAAUAGCAUUAUCACUAUGAAAAUAUUUAGCAUUGAUGCUGCAUUUUUCCAAAAUAAAUGGAAAAUGAAAGAGCAUCAUGGCAAGAAUAUAAUGAAUAUAUAUACCGUUAUGCAUUUUAAUAAAACGUCAACGAUUUGUAUCAUACAUGAGUGAAUCGAAGUAGCUCUACUUGGAACCCUGAAGCCAUUACAUUUGAUACUAUGCGACUCGGGUCUCAAGAUAAGCCACUAUUAUUUCAGGAGGAAAUGGGAAAAAGAAUAUCAAUGCCACUUGAUUUCAUUCUUUAUUAGUAAGCUGUAUUUAUUUGCAACCGGUAUUGCAAACAAAUGAAAAAAAAUUAACGGCAUUUUCAGACAAUUUGUGAUAUAUCUUGUAAACUUUUAUCACAAAAGAAAUAAUUUGUAUGGAUAGAUGUAAUAAGUUACAGAAUGUAUUUAGUCAUACAUAGUUGUAUGUGAUAAGACUACGUGUAAUGAGGAAAGUGCUUAAAAAUCGUAAGAUAUCUAAAUAAUAAUGAUAUCUAAAAUAAAGCUGCAACUAAAUGUUUUAUAAGCUGUUCGUUUGUUAUACGAGAAUCCUAAAUUUAACAAGUUUUUACAGUAUAAGUAAUUUUGGACGUAAAUAAGUACAGCUAAGAUUCAAAAAAUGAUAUACCUUUUUGGUUAUAUAACAAUAUUUGAUUGAUUAAAAAAUUUUUUGAAGAAAAAUUCAUUUUAUUUCUAAAUUAUUUGCGAUAAAAUUAAAAAUUGGAGAACUCUAUUAAAAAAAAUAAAGAGAUAUAUGUAAAAAAUAUUUAAUAUUAUAUUUUAUUGUUACACAAAAUUGCUUUAACUGAAUUAUUAAAAUUCAGAUUUUUAAAUAUUAUAAGAAUUCUAUAAUAAGAUUUUUUUAAGUACUCAAGAUAUUUGAAAAAAUAAUUUCCUUUCAUAUUGAUGCACUACAAAUAGAAAUAAUUAUUUAAUAUACUUAUGUUUAUCAUUACAGUACGAUAACAUAAUUUUAUAUUGAAAAAUGAUUGCAAAAAAGUCUCUUAUUCCCUCUAGAAUUUCGUUUAACUUGAAGAAAAGUUAAAAAAUAAAUUUUGUAAGCUGUUGAAUGAUGGCAUUAAUCUUAUAAGUUGUCAAGAAUCAUGUGACAUAGUUGUGAGUACUGAGUAACAUAAUUACGGAAUGGUCCAUCACGCGUGUUUGAAUGAAUGGAUGUAUAAGUUAAGAGUUCUAUCAGUUAUUCAUUAUAACGACAAAAAUAUGUAAAGAGUUUAAUAAUACUUACUAAUAAAAUAAAAAAUGCUACUAUAAUAA